AUGGAUGCCACAAUUGGAGAGUCGGCACCCUCUGUGGAGAGGGCAUUCGAGGGUCAGCCAUAUCCUGGGUUCUGGGGGCUGGUGACACUGCGAUCCAUGGCCGUCGCGGUGGUGUAUGCGUUCAUAUUCUCUAUGGUGUCACUACGGAUCUACAUGAUCGUCGGGCUCGUAGGAGCAUUCAACAUGCCUUCAAAUAUCCUCUGCUUCGCCACCCUCAGGGGCCUCGUGUCCCUGCUGCGGCGCUGCGGUAUAGCUGCGGCCCCAUUCACCCGGCAGGAGAAUGUCUUCCUCCAGACCAGUGUCAUCACAUGUGUUAACGUGGCAGUCGCAAGUGGUUUUGCAACGUACCUUGUUGCAAUGACUUCUGAGUUAGCAAAAUCUCUCAGUGACAAUCCAGACAAAGAAGACAUUGUUGAGGACGUACCGAUGGGAAGAUAUGGGCUAUUAAUUUUCUUCACUAGUAUGGUGGGAAUAAUGGCAAUGAUACCCAUGGUUAAGGUCAUGAUCCUUGAUUACAGACUGCUAUUUCCAACAGGCUCAGUUGUGGCUCACCUUAUAAAUUGUUUCCAUACCCCUCAAGGGGCAUAUGUAGCAAAGUAA
This is a messenger RNA of Miscanthus lutarioriparius, 600 nucleotides long. The record is from the annotation of a GenBank genome assembly. Lineage: Eukaryota; Viridiplantae; Streptophyta; Magnoliopsida; Poales; Poaceae.